Penicillium brevicompactum is the source of this 4038-nucleotide messenger RNA. RefSeq names its product C2 domain protein. Lineage: Eukaryota; Fungi; Ascomycota; Eurotiomycetes; Eurotiales; Aspergillaceae. The record is from RefSeq and is a predicted model, not a curated record. The transcript has 4 exons. Bases 1 to 4038 code for a protein of 1345 amino acids.
AUGUCGACAGCAUCUACUCAAUCCCGAGGAGUCAACCGACGGAUCAACAGCAUUCAAAAUGAGGGUCGCCAUUCGCGAAACUCCUCCGCGUCGCGGCGACGCCCUUUAAGUGCCAACGUGGCAUACAGUCAUGCCCUGAGGGUCGCCUACCUUGCCUACCUCCUACACCCUCGUUCUCGUCGCAUCCAAAAUGCCCCCGUCGCGCCGGCGCGGCCGAAACGAUCCUCCACGUCUAUACACGACCUGAUGAGUGACUUCUCCUUAGUCAAGGACUCGAAAAGCACUAAAAUCCCCCACGGUUUCGUCGCCGAGCUGGAGAAACGGUUGACCGGUGUAUUGAUGGGAAAGGAGAAGAGAAAGGAAUACCAGGACCAUUUAGUAGUCCGGACGUUCGCCGUUUUCCUCAACGUGUUGAAGGAGAGCUCGUUCCGCAAGCGCAUGGAAAAGGAUCGACGAGCUGAAGAUCUACUCCUGAUUUUCUACUCCAAUGCAAUCAAAGAGCUUGGCAAGGGCAAAGAGCAUGAUGAUGAUAGCUGGAAACUCAUGGUCGAUCGCCACGUCGCAUUGUUUGUCCGACUCCUUGCGCUCACGCUGAAAGACCAUGACUGGUCCAAAGACCGACCUGAGUUGGCGAACCGACUCACCGUCCUGGAAAACAAACUUCUCUUGCAGGAUCAAGACCUCAUGGAACCGAGCGUAGCUGCCUCUGCGACGGAGACCGUCGCAUCAUUGAGUUAUAAUGUUAGGGACAUGCCUUUGGUUCAACAUGUGGCCAAGGUCUUCGGAAUGACCAACUCCGAGGCGCAAUCCGAGAUCGACAAACACAAGUCAUCAUGGACUGAACAAGCAGCUCUGAAAGACCUCAAAACAUACCAAGCGCAUUUGAGUCUCCAGACCCACAAGACCUUGUCCAGAGAUGAUUUUGAGUCUGAUGAGGGGUAUGACGCUUGGAAGAAGAGCGAGAGCCCUGAUCUCUCGCAGAUGAUACUCGCCAUCAUACAAUCAAACCCAGAGCUUGCAAAAAGCACCCCAGGAUCUCUUCCUCAAUUCAGCCCAAGCCCCCAUGAUAACCCUGACCUUUCCAGGGUAUCUUCUGGUCGAACUGAUAGGAGCUCGUUUGCCACUGACCAAUCUGUCGACCUCAGUGGUCUUUCCCUGGGGGAGUCGGAUGAAUCUGAUACCUACACAUUCAUUCCGUCUGAUCCUAGGUCAUUGUAUCGAUAUAUCUUGUCCCAGACGCUCAGCCAUGAUCUACGUGACCGUGAGACUGACGCCGACGUGCCUUCGACUAGGCUGCUUUCAAAACAGUCCACUGAAAUGCUCAAUGAGAUUUGUCUCCGCUGGCGGAUUCCUACUUUCUCGAGGGUUGUGAUUUUCCUUGAGGUCGCUCAAGCUAAAUUUGUGGAUAAUGAAAUCGAUCUCGAUACACUUGAUUCGGCCUUCACUUUUGCGAAAGAAGCACCCCAGGGGGAGAACCGCAAGCGUAGUAGCUUCGUGGUUUCGUCGGUAUUCGAUCGACAACGAUGGACUGUUCAUGAUCUUCAGUCCAUGCAAAUGCUUUUGUCCAAACUUCAUGAGGCUUUGCUCCGCGAGCUGUACGAUGUGAUGAUGGAUUGCUUUGAAACCAAACCACGCCCAAUUGGACCAGUCAUGUACAUCUUGGAGUCACAUAUCCAGAUGGAUCCCAGCUAUCUCGAAGACCCAGAAGACAUCGAUCGAUUCAGCACUUACGUACAGGAGGGGCUUGCACAGAAAGCAACAGCAAAAUAUCAAACUAUCCUAAGUCAGACGAUUCCAGUCGAUGCGGAAGCUUGGGAGGCCGAUCAUGUCAUACAACUUGGGGAUGCUAUCACCAAACUUGCAACGAAAAUUCAGAAACGAUACCGCAACAAUCCUGAAAUUAUGGGCGUCAACCCUUUCACCACACUGUGUUAUAACGUUCUCCCUAUGUUUGCCGAGGAUGCACAUGAGAUGGUAAUUAGAAUCCUUGAACAAGCCAAUGCUCGAGGCGAGGAAAUUCCCAUUGAAGACGGCUUUGACCUCUACAAGCAGCUCGCUGCUGUCAGGCGAUUGUUCCACAACACCCACGAAGAUGCCAAGUUCCCGUUCCAUGUGGAGAGUCUGCUGCAAGAGUUUGUCUGGCGUUGGCUUCGUCUCACUGACCAAAAGGUCAUGGACUGGGUCAGUCAAGCUACCAGACAAGAUGCGUUCAACGUUGGUGCUGAUGAAACAACGGAUCUUGCGCCUGACGAUGAUCGACACAGUGUCUCAGUCAUUGACAUUUUCAGAUCGUUCAACCAGGUGGUUGAAAACUUGGUCAAUUUGGAAUGGGACGACGAUUUCCAGUACGCGAAGUUCAUGACGCACCUGUCCAAUUCAAUCGGCAAAGGAGUGGCAACUUAUUGUGACUCUUUGGAAAAGAUGUUCGCACGAGAGAUGGAUCGUCUCACUCCCGAACAGGAGGCUGCGUUAAAUCAAACCACACAGGAGAAGUGGAUGCAGUUCGCCAAAGAUACCUGGACGAAUAAGGAUAAAAUCGAGCCCUUCCAGUUCUCUUCUGAGUCUCUGGUGAAAUUGAACAAUAUUGAAUAUGCACUCACUCAGCUUGAUAAGCUUGAGAACGAUAUUAAUGUCGACGGUUGCGCCGAAGUCAUUGCGAGACACACUGCUCCCCAACUCAAGAAAGUCCGCAAGUCGACAACUUACGUCUUCACAAUCAAAAUUGUGGAGGCUGAAGACUUGAAGGCAUGUGACAUUGGUGGUGGCAGUGAUCCGUAUGUCGUCUUGGCAGAUGAGUACCAAAAACGCAUCGCUAAAACGCGUACCAUUUACAAUAAUCUUAAUCCCCGAUGGGAAGACGCCGUGGAUCUCACAACCCAAGGUCCCCUGAACAUCAUUGCUACGAUUUGGGAUUGGGACGCGGUAGGCGAUCAUGACUACGUUGGUCGUACAUCGAUCAAGCUGGACCCCGUUCACUUCAGCGACUUCUUACCAAGGGAAUACUGGCUUGACCUCGAUACCCAGGGUCGACUCUUGCUCCGAGUCAGCAUGGAAGGCGAGCGAGAUGACAUCCAAUUCUACUUUGGCAAGGCCUUCCGUACCCUGAAGCGAACAGAGCGAGACAUGACUCGCAAGAUCACAGAGAAAUUGUCGGCAUAUAUCAGCCAUUGUCUGUCCCGUCGUACGCUGAAAUCCCUCCUCUCUCGCGGUAUCAGCAUGUCUACUGUGUCAAGUUUCUUGAACCGCAACCGAGCCCCGGCGGCUCCCUCCGGUCCCACCUCUGCGGACGUCGAAAACGCAUUAACACCUCUGUUCAAUUAUUUCAAUGACAACUUCGCCAUUAUGAACAAGACCCUCACCCCCGAAGCCAUGAAGAUGGUCAUGGCCCGCCUCUGGAAAGAAGUACUCGCCACAAUCGAGAGCCUGCUGGUCCCACCUCUCUCCGACAAACCCUCUCACCAGAAACCCCUCACCAUCCAAGAGGUAGACAUCGUAUCACGCUGGCUCGUGCUACUCCUCAACUUCUUCCACGCGAUUGACGACGAAACCGGCGAAGCCAACGGUGUCCCAAUCGAUAUCCUGAAAUCACCCAAAUACCACGAAAUCCAGUCCCUGAAUUUCUUCUACUUCGAACCAACAGAGAACCUCAUCCGCACCUCAGAGCGUAUGGCCUCUGCAACAGUUAACCGCCAACAAGCAGCCCGUAACCGCACUUCCGCCCCCGCUCUCGGCGCCUCCGGUCCCGGCAGCCUAGGUCUUCCAGCCGCCCGCCGCGCAAAGAGCAUCAUGCUCUCCCGAAACCUGGGAACCAUGAAGAAAGCCAAGGAAGAAAAGCGUCGCGAAGCACAAGCAGAUCCAAACGACGACAUGAUCCUACGUAUCCUGCGCAUGCGCCCCGAAGCAGCAGGUUAUCUACGCGAUCGCUCGAGACAGAAAGAAAGACUCGCGGCUGCGGCUGCGGCCGAUGCAAUUGUGAAACAGAGUCUCAUGGCCGGUGCAGGAAGCCGUAUGAGUGGUGUUAUUCCUCGCGCACGAUAA